Anopheles stephensi (Asian malaria mosquito) is the source of this 5468-nucleotide messenger RNA. It is a transcript of the gene FAM21, whose product is annotated as WASH complex subunit 2. The coding region runs from base 399 to 4757 and encodes 1452 amino acids. NCBI's taxonomy places the organism in Eukaryota, Metazoa, Arthropoda, Insecta, Diptera, Culicidae. The transcript has 4 exons. The record is from RefSeq and is a predicted model, not a curated record.
CGCAACGAAAAUACAAAACAGUGUAGCAACAAACAACAAAAACUAAUCGUAUUUUUAGCAGAAACAUUAAGUGCGGAUGAUCAUUGCAAUACGCUAGCGAUAUUAUUAGAGUUUUAUUUACAAUUUGUGUUAUCGUUGAUCGAGCCCCUAGUGGUAGCCAUCAUCGAAGUAGCGAAUGUGCGUUGAUGCAACGAACCCACAUCCCGGAGAUAAACUGUAAUCACCGUCGUCAGGGCAGACACAGAGCAAGGCAGCCCUUCAACUGCAGCCGAAAUGGUUCUCUGAUAGCAACAUUGAAGCAACAUAAAGUCGCACCGUGAUCGCGUUACAUCGCGCACUCUGUGAAGAAUAUUAUCGAAUUGUGCGUGCAAGAGCCCGUCGGAGAGUGGCCAAACACGAUGGCACUCACGCCGGAUGAAUUUCGCAAGCGUGCACCGAACUGGUCACUUGAGUCGGACGGCCAACUGUUGCAGUACAUGGUGUCGAUCGCGAAGAACGUCGAAAGUUUAGCGGCACAAACGAGGGACAAUUUGAACGAUUUGAUGCUGACAGUGAAACAGUCGGAAUUGAAGCUGGCGAACGCAACGAAUCAGUUCUCCGCCGUCGAGCAAGUGAAGUUUGUCGAAAACCGGGUCGAGGAAGACGAUGAAAGUUUCUACGGGUUGCGACGCCGCCGGCAACAGGUAGAUGAACCGCGAACGGACACAGCACAGAAACAGGGCGACGAACGCACACUCGACGAUCUGAUUCAGCUGGCGGUGGAACGAUCUGCUGAAGGAAUGUACCGAACGUACGAAAAGUAUCCGCUACCACUUUCGGACUCGAGCGACGACGAAUAUCCACCGUCUGUUAGGGGAACGGUAAUGCACCUCCCACCUUCCGUCCUUCGGUCUUUGCCGCACGUAAUAGGGUCGAAGGAGUGGCAAAACAGUUGGCACGUGGGACUGGACCCGUACGAGAACGAAUACGAUUCCGACCGGAAGGAGGAGUACUCCGAGUCGCCGAGCGAAACGGACGACGGUGGAAUGUUUCCAUCGCAACCGAACAGCAAACAGCACACGCCGUCGGAAUCGGAAAGCUCCAUCUGGGGCGUGGAAGGUCGAAAGCGGGCCCCUUCGCUCGAUCCCAGCAUCACCGGGGACGAUGGAUCAUCCGUCUAUUCGUUUGCUAGUUCGUCAAAGAUGCCGCGAUCGCUGCUUCCGGCUGUGGCAGGGCGUGGAAUACCGGCGGACGUUAGUGCACGGCUGAAACCGCCCAGUCUGUUUCCCGAAGAGCCGCCCGAAGAGAAAGCUGUUCGGAGCAAGGGCGACCGUGGGUUGUUUGAUGACUCGCCGGAGGAGGACGAACCACCUACGAUGCCUACGCCAACACCACAGCCACGUCAAACAGCACCAGCCAAUGACACGAAGCACCAGACGUUCUUCAAAGGAAACGCGCAACAACCGGCACGAAAGAUCGUCAAUCUGUUCGACGAUGAACCGCCGGAGGAACCGCUGCCAGACGCGACGGCAGUACCAGAGCAGAGAAAAACGAUCAAUCUGUUCAUCGAAAGUGACGAAGAUGAGGACGUGGUGAGGGAAAACAAUGUGCGCAACAAUAAUCCCGACCGGACGACUGUGAAAAAUCGUGCCGGACCUGCCGGUGUAACGAAUCCGGGGCAAAUGACGAAGCUGGUCGAUGAACUGAAUAACAAUUUUCGAAAGCAGCAGCCAGACCAGGCCGCACCAGAUGGUUCUCGAACCGUUCCAGCAGCUCGUCCGCCGGUGGUUAGCAAUAAUUUACGUCCAGCACCGAAGACGAAUCUGUUCGACGAUGAACCACCGGUUGAUGAGUUCGACCAGCUGUUUCAGGCGGCAUAUCCUUCCGAAAGACCUGCCCAGCCUGUUCGCUCGGCACUACCGAGUAGGGAGAAGGUGGCCGUCAAUCUAUUUGCCGAAGACGAUGAGGACGAUUACGAUGGGAUUGUUGUGGGGAGCAAUGAAACGAAAACACACAAAUCUCCACUACAAGGAGCAGCGCAGAACAGUCCCGGUCGGCUGACGCUCCCCAAGCCAGCCGAUCGGUUGCCCGCGGUUAAGAAGAAAUCCAUCUUUGAUGAUUCGGAAUCGGACGAGCAUGAUGUGAACGAGGCGGCUUUGUUGGGAAGUUCCGCCAAAGCGGUCCCUUCCGCCGACCCAACGAUACCAAAAGCUGCACCAAAAGUGAAAAAGUCAAUUUUCAGUGAUAGUUCCGAGGCGGAUGACGACGAUGAUGAGGCACUGUUUGGCAAAUCGUCCAAUAUUUUGAAGAGUAAGUUAGAGGCGUUGAAAAGAAGCGGUCCAGCGAGUAAGACGGACGGGAGUAACGCACCCGGUAGCGGUAAAUCACUUUUCGAUGCAGAUUCCGACGAUGAUGUGUUAAAGCCGCCGGUCGCAUCGUUGUUGUUGCAGAAGGCUAAGACCUCCGCUGCAAAGGUGUCUCUAUUUGACGAUGAACCACCGUCAGACGAUGAUGAUACAUUGUUUGGGAAAAAUGCAACUCAAACACGUGUAGAAGACACAGAGAAGCGAACAGAAGCGACGGCCGAACAGCAGUCAACUUCCAACGGUCAGCUUGUUCCAAGCAAGCAAUCACCGGAACCGGAAAAGUCUCAACCUGUCGUUAAAGAAGCCCCCACAGCAGCAGCUACAGGAAGCAUCCGCAGCAUGAUACUGAAGAAAUCCAUCUUCAAUUCGGAUUCGGAAAGCGACGAGGACGAUGCGAUGUUUGGUACCACACAAAGAGUGGCCGAAAAUGAAGCUAUUUCAACAAACAAACCUGCUGUAACGAUCGAAGAUGAGAGUAAAAAGUCUCAAGCAAAGGACAAAUUGGAUAUACCAACACAGAUUGAUGUGGCAAAUGCCGAAGACGUGGAAGAAACAGCGACGACGAAUGAUAACAGCACUCAGAACGCUUCAGAAUCUGUUAGCCACAUCGAAAAAGAAAGCAACAGCCACGUCUCGAUCGUUGCUGAUCCUCUGGUAGAUACUGCCACUGCUUCUAAAGAUUCGCUGUUCGAAAGCCUGGCCGAGUCUGGCGGCGAAGGCGCGAGCGAACCUCCACCAUGUGAUGACACUGAACCCUCUUCUGGACCAACUUUAGAGACAGCAAUAGCAAACAGUAAUGUAGUCCAAGAGGAAAUCGCCUCUAACGAAGCAAUUAUCGAAGGUGAUAUUGAACCUGCAAAGCCAGAAUUGGAAGCAAUGCCACUACCGGACGAACCUGCCCCGGAUAGGAUGAUAGCAAACGAUAUAGACUAUUAUCUCCACACGAACGAGACAACCCCUCCAGUGGAACCGCCCAUAACGCCCCCUGCAGCAGCCAAGUCUGAACCAAAAAGUGCCUUAACGUUCAGCCCAAUCGGUCUCUUCGAUGACGUUCCACCGCCGGACGAUGGUGACGAGACGGACGAUGCAACGGCGUGCAACGAUCUGCACCGAAACCUGCAUUCGGUCGAACCGAGUGAACCAACCUUACCCCCAAUCGAGGACGAAACCUCUCCCUACUCGGCCGAAACACAAUCGCUUAACUUCAUACCGACCGGACUUCCAUCGGGCAACAAUCGAUCGCGCUAUCUGUUCGACGAUGAACCACCGCCGGAUGAGCCGGAUAACGGCAGCGCUGGCUCCAGUUUGGUUGUUAAGGGAUUGUUUGAUAGUCCGGCUCCUGCAUCGCUACCGCCGAUGGUUGAAGAUAGUCGGGUGGAUCGGGCCGUCAAACCCACCCGCUCGAAGGUUAACAAGUUGAAUAGCAAAAUUGCCAUCAACGUUGCAGCACUGUUGCCCGGGGCGAGAAGAACACCUGCCGUGAAUAUUUCCUCUUCGCCGGAGAAGCUUCCUAGCGUAACGGGCAGCGUGAAGGAGGCUGAUAAAAAAUCGCCCCAAUCGGAGGAUGUUGUUGGUAGUAAAAAAUUGACAGGCCUAAACAAGGGACGAGCAAGAAUUCCUACCAUGCGGAAACCUCCUUCAAGGCACAGCCUGCGUGCCGCGGCAAUGGCGAGCUCCUCGUUGGAAACCGCCAACAGCUCCAAGUCGCUGGAAGAUGAAGAUGAUCGCAUCGUGGUUGGAUCGGAAGGCAAGAUCGAGCACAGUGAGGCUGGGCUACCGCAGGUGGGCUUCGAUCCUCCGCAGAAACGUCCCGCGGAUCCGUUUGUCGAUCGACUGAGCGCUAGUGUGCGUAAUCCGUCGAAGCGAUUAGUGCUACCGGACGGUACCGAAGGUGCUAAACCGUUGCCAAUCGUUUCGGACCGUAAGGGAACGGCGAAACCCGCGACCAAAUCGCUUUUCGACGAUAGCGAUAGUAACGGGGAGGAUAAUGAUGACCUUUUCAAACAGCUCCCAUCCGCCAAGGGAGUUGGGGCGGUGAAGAAGAGUGUGGCGCCGGUACGGGAGGCAACGAAGCAUGUUCCAGCUCGAAGUAUUUUCGGUUCGAACGAUGAGGCUGACGAGGGUGAAGACGAUGAUCUAUUCGGAACGGCAAAGAAAUCGUCCAUCGUUGGUCAGCUUACGGGUGCAAAAACGGAGAAGCGAGGCUUGUUUGACGAUGACGACGGUGACAGUGAUGGCGAUGAUGAUCUGUUUGGUAGUAAAAGCAGAAUUGUCGCAAAAGCUCAAAGCCAACAGCAGCAAGUGAAACAGACCGGCAGGCCAUCACUUCCGCCCACAGUAACCCGGCCGACAACGACCACCACCGGAACGGGUGGUGACGAUCCUUUGGCCGAUCUGUUAGCCGAUUCGUGAGCUGUUCCCAGCCUCCGGGUAUUAUUAGGUUUGUACGUGCAAUUCGCAACACAAAGCAAAACGAACGAGCGGUUCGGUAGAGAGAGAGAGAGAGCUGCACGAGGUCUGGUGGUUAUGAUUGUUGCAAACUGCUACCGCCGCUGCGGCUAUUGUUAUCUAGUCAGAUAAAGCAACAACGAAAUUGUGGAGUUGUGCAGGCGAAGUUGUUUUCCGGUCCCAUGUUCCGCUAGCACCGUUUUUCCUUAUUUUAAUUGCAUUAGCGUUUUGCCCCAGAGUAUGUUAAUCUACAUUCCAUCUUUGCGUUGCUUAGCUUAUUCAGUGCCGCGCCUUCUACCUACCAUCGGAAUACAUAUCGUAUCGGGGAAGCGCGGUUGAGUUUGUAGCAAAGAAUAUUAUCGGAGCUUUGGUAGGAAAGUAACGAACGUUCAGCUUUCUUGCAAACAAGUAUUCCAUUACGCGCGUGUUAUUUAGAUUUGUAUCCUCGUUUUGUUAUCCUCAUGCAUCCUUCUCAAACACACACACACACUCAUUGCUUAUCGUUUUGGCUGGAUUUCCAACUGCUCAUAGGGCAGCAGAACAGGUGUGAGAAGAAGUUGUUAACCAAAUUUUAUAGUUUACAAAUCCUUAUGAAAUGGAAGAAAAGGAAGAAGAAGGCGUGUAGAAAAUGGUCGGAACAAAGUAAGUAGAAUAAAUGAAUUAUCCAUACACACA